Molecule: messenger RNA, 2825 nt
Organism: Anopheles nili
Lineage: Eukaryota; Metazoa; Arthropoda; Insecta; Diptera; Culicidae
Product: transmembrane channel-like protein 3
Exons: 5
Coding region: 1-2553 (850 amino acids)
Cellular component (GO): plasma membrane
Molecular function (GO): mechanosensitive monoatomic ion channel activity
Source: RefSeq, a predicted model, not a curated record
AUGGCUCGACAUCGUGCGGUGCUAAACGAUGCAGCAUUUCAUUGCGAGAUUAACGAGGCUGGAACCAGACGACGGUUGCAAAUGAACGGCACCCCGGAAGGACUGUCCACGGGUAAUGUACACGGUUCGGCAAAGGUAUCACCGGAAGAGGAUAAGAUCGAGGUGUUGCCGGACGAUUCUCCUUUGGAUGGGCCGGAACGGUUCGCUGGAGCCGGUAAACCUCUGACCAGCAUCGAAGAUCGAUUCCAGUCUGAAAUGGCCGACAGUAACCAUCGGGUAAUGGGCGUCAACGUAAGCUUCUCGCAGAGCUUUCGGCGCUGGUCGAGCAACUUUGGACGCAGCGUUAAGAACAAUAAACGCACAGUUUAUAACAAAACCAUCCGUCUGAUGCCGUCGCGAAUCCAGAAGACUCUCUCGAUCGAUGGAGAUCUUAUCACGACGAGCGCCUCAGACGUCGACCACAUCACGAUGGAACUUGGCCAACGAGAGCAGCUAAUGGAAGACAACCCGAUCGCGGAACAGCUCCGCAUCGAGGCGAUCAAAUCGAUUGCACACAAGAUCUCGACCAAGCGCCAAAUCCGGGAACAUCUAUCCCAAACGGUUCACCGUCGUGCAACUCGCGCGAAAUCGAUCGGACUCCUGCGGCGGUACCGAUACAGCGCUAAACUGUACGCUUCUCGAGGAGCUAAACUCCUCAAAAGCUACGUCACCAACUUCGAGCUGUUCUACGGCAGCAUGAAGCAGAUCGAGGGCCACUUUGGUAGUCGCAUCAGCGCGUAUUUCCGGUUUCUACGCCGGCUGUUGGUGCUAAACCUUGCGUUGUUACUAUUUGUCGGUUCGUUCGUGACAUUCCCGCAAUUGUUGGCAGGACCCGACGAUACAGGGACGGCUUUGCAGCAGUUUCAUAUACGGAAUUUAUUCACCGGCGAGGGGUUCCUAACCGAUUCGGUGAUGUACUACGGUUCGUACAGCAACCGCUCCUUCACGAUGGUACCAGGCACGGCCGAAUACAGUCUACCACAUGCCUACUUCCUGACCAUCAUCCUUCUCCUCUUGGCCACGUUUAUCGUCGUUUCCAUCAGCAUGGGCCGCUCGUACCGAGUUAGCUUCAUCGAAUCAAGUGCGACGGUACAAAACAUCCUAACGCACAAGAUCGUCUGCUCGUGGGAUUACGGUAUUGCAAACGAAAAAGCGGCUCGUCUCAAACACGCCAACAUCCUGCAUGAGCUGCUGGAUUAUCUCAGCGAGCGGAAUCGAAUACCGGUUCCGACAGGACGUUGGGCAAGGCUCCAAGCAACCGCUCUACAUUCGGUAGCUCACUUAACCGUCCUAGUGAUGAUUGGUGGCGUUGCUGCUAGUCUUUGGGCGCUAUUGAUGCGAUUUAGUGCGACGAGUCACUUCACGAACUGGUCUGCUCUUUACGUUUCACUGGUGUCCCAAAUCGCGACGGUUGCGUUCGGAUAUGCCUGUCAGUUACUAGGCCGACUUGAGCACUACCGACAGACGACAACUCAGAUGAACAUCAACCUGUUACGACGCUUCCUGCUGCAGGUUACGAUCGUUGGUGUGCUGGUGGCACAUUGGCUUACACGUUCUCAUGAUGAAACCUGCUGGGAAACGACCGUUGGUCAGGAGCUAUACCGAUUGCUUGUCGUUGACCUGUUUCUCUCAACUAUACUGCUGGGAGGAGUACGUGCCGCACGUUACCUCCUUCACACCCACUAUGGAAGUGUAGGAUUGGGUCGGUACCUAACACCUCCACCAUUCUGCAUCGAAACACACACCCUCGGGUUGGUGUACAAUCAGACACUGCUCUGGUUCGGAGUUCUUUUCGCUCCACUGCUCGUUCUGCUCGUCACGCUCAAGUUCCUGCUCGUCUUCUACGUGGAUAAGUACGAGCUGAUCUACUUGUGUCAGCCACCAGCCCGGCUUGGCCGCUCCAGUCAAACCCAGACACUCUUCCUUGUGCUCGCGUUUGUAUCACUUUUUGGGGUGAUCAUCACACACGGCUACAUCAUCAUGCAGGUCCCAGUGAGCGCUGGUUGUGGGCCAUUCCGUGGCACUCAGUACAUGUACCAGCUCUUCAUGCAGGGUAUCCUAAAGCUGCGUGAGGAACACCUCUUCUGGCGCGUCUUCGUUUACGUCACCAAACCGGCCAUCAUCGGUGGUGUUCUGCUGACGAUGGGGGUCGUUACGUACUACCUGCGAGCGAAGUCCCGCGCACAGAUCGCGAAGGUGAAGCUGCUCAAGGAGCUGCUGUAUAUGGAGGCGAAGGAUAAGGAGUUUUUGCUCGCGAAUCUCAGUAAGGUGACACGAGGUACCGAUGGAACGAUGGAGCAACUCGAGCGUAUUGAGUUGAUCGGUGCAGGACGUGUUAAUGGACCUGCAGAUCAGUACUACAGCGAUCCCUGCGCUACCUGGCGGUACGAGGAGUCACCACGGCAUGGUGAGGACUCACCUAGCGAUCGGGGACAGGAUAUCGCCAACAUCGCCUCUAGUUCAGGCUAUCAGCGUUUCGAAGAUGAGGAACAAUUACGCAUGAGAAGAACCUAACCCCGGGACGAAGAGGCUGUUUAUUUAUUCGGAAUAAUCGUUAGAUGCCCUCGACACAAACGUGAGCUGCAAAAUGCAGUUAGUAGCAAUGCGAUCGUGAGAUUCUAUUUAUUGAGCGCAUUCUUAGGGACCAAAUUGGGAUAGGAGGCCGCCCAAGCAGCCUUCUUCCUUGUACUAUGAGCGUAUGUGAAUGCAAUAAGCCUAGCUAGCUGAUUUGUUGGUUUUUUAUCUAUGCACCAUUUAGUAGUUUAGUAGGACAAAUAUAUUCGUUA